Meloidogyne enterolobii is the source of this 382-nucleotide messenger RNA. The record is from the annotation of a GenBank genome assembly. Lineage: Eukaryota; Metazoa; Nematoda; Chromadorea; Rhabditida; Meloidogynidae.
UUUAUUUCUCUUAAAUUUGAUUAAGAAUAUACAAUUUAAACUAAAUGACACCGAUUAAUUCGAAUAUAAACGACAAAACAAAAUCUCAACAAAACGAUCAAAUGGGGAAAAUGAAUAAUAUUGGUCAGACUCAAAAUUUUCCUUCAUUCACACUACAACACCCAUUAAUGCCUUCAUUAUCCUACCAACAACAACAACAACCUCCAAUGCUCCCGAAUUACACCAAUCCAAUGUUGCAUCCUUCUAAUUCAACAAUUCAACCUCAAAUGUUUCCAACUUACCCUAAUCCAAUAUCGAAUUUAAAUCCCAAUCCUUUAGCGAAUCCUAACAAUACAACAACUCAACCAAAACUUGAAAAAUGUGAGUGGAAUUAACACUUCCG